Messenger RNA from Racocetra fulgida, 1224 nucleotides. Lineage: Eukaryota; Fungi; Glomeromycota; Glomeromycetes; Diversisporales; Gigasporaceae. The record is from the annotation of a GenBank genome assembly.
AUGGCUGUUGAAGGUGAACAUGUUUUAAAGAAUCAACUUGUUCUUGAUGAAUUUGUAGAAUACAUAAAAUACGAACCUAUGGAAAGCAGAUUUUUAGAAAUUUUUAAUGAAGACAAACUUGUAACAGGUAAAAAUAUGAAGAUCUCUAAUGGUGAAACUAUGAAAGGUGGAACUCUGAAAUGUAAAAAUGUGAAAGUAAGUAACAAUAUGAAGACAGUGAAAGGCAAAACCGUAGAGAAAUGUGAAAAUGUGGAAUGUAAAAAUAUGGGUGGCGAACCUGUGAAUGAAUUUAUAGAAAUUAAUGAAGUUGAAUAUCAUAAAUAUCAAUUCAAUGAAUCAAAUAAUCCUUUAGUUAAGAAAAGAAUGCUUGUAUAUGAAAAUGCUGAAAAGUAUAAGCCUAAUAAGACUAAACCAAUUGAACAACAGCAUAAUAAAGGAUCAAAAAAAAUAAAUUGUAAAUGGCAUAUCAACUUAAGUAAUCCAGAAGUUGGUGGUUUUGUACAUAUUACUCUCACACAUCUUGUAUACAAUCAUACCAUUGAUGCUAAAAAUAUAAGAUUUGCUACAGCAUUUCGAAAGUUUGAUGAAUCUAUAAUGAAUGAAAUUGAACAUGCAUAUUCUGAUAUCGUUUUAUAUAAUAAUACUUCAAGGACCAAUAAAUAUAAUUUUCCUCUAUCAUUAUUUAUUUUUGUUGACAAUUAUGAUAAAUCACAAUUGGAUAUACAAACUUUUUUAAGUGACGAAACUCAGGAGAGUUAUGAAUGGAUUCUACAACAAACUUUGGAUGCUACUAAUAUAGAGCCCCAGGUUAUAAUGACUGAUAUGGAUCAAGCAAUGGAUGCAGUUGAUUCUAUAUAUAGCAAACCAUUUGUUAGCACAUCAUUACAAAAAUAUCAAAAUGAGAAUAAUAUGUGCAAUCUUAUUCCUAAACAUCAUUAUAAUAUUCAGAAAGCUCAAGUUCAACAUUGUUUACAAAAAAAAAUGGAUUAUGGUCAUUUAAUGGCCUCGGUUAGCAUUGAAUUAUCUGAUGGACAUAUUUAUGAUGUUGAUUCUAUUAAAGAUCCAGUAGUAUGUAAAGAGAAAGGUAGACUUCCUAGCAAAAGAUUGAAAGCCUCUAAUGAAGAUAAAAGUAAGGGUAGUAAUAAGAAAACACAAAUAGUAUCUUCUGAUGAUGUUGAUAGUGAUCAUAGCGAAAUUAAGGCAAAUAGACUCACAAAUAUAUAA